Exophiala aquamarina CBS 119918 is the source of this 1884-nucleotide messenger RNA. RefSeq lists its product as uncharacterized. The record is from RefSeq and is a predicted model, not a curated record. Lineage: Eukaryota; Fungi; Ascomycota; Eurotiomycetes; Chaetothyriales; Herpotrichiellaceae. The coding region runs from base 1 to 1884 and encodes 627 amino acids. The transcript is spliced from 5 exons.
AUGGAGAACCUCUUCGUACAUGCACACCAACCUCGUAUCAGCGACGCGGCUAGAGCUGCCACCGCUCCUGACUCCGCAUUCAUGGAAAACUAUAGGCAGGCUCUUUUAGCCAGUCCCAAGUAUUGCACCCGUGCCGACUGUUGCUCCUUCUUCACAUUCGAAGAAGAUGAAGUGUCGGGAUCUUCGUCGGCUGACGCGCUGCCCGCGGCCAACGAUGUCCUCCGCCGGGAUCUUGAAGCUGGUGCUGCCGACCUCCGCAUCCCUAGAGAUACUGAGCCACGACUGUCAGGCCUCGAAUACCCCUUGUUGCUUUUUGCAGAUCUUCCGCCCUUGCCCGAUAACGAGACUUUGAGUUGCCUUUUGGAAGAAUUUCACCAUGUUUUUGUGUCUUCUUCACCAUUCCUCCAAUCCAUGUCACUCCCUAGGUCUGGGGCACCUCCUUAUUUGAUUCUACCCAUGGCACUCUUGGGUGCCGCUAUUUCUACAAAUCCUGAGCACUCUCAGUGGGUCAAGAAGCUCUGGCGCGCCACAGAGGCUCUUCUUGUUGGAGUCCUUGAAGUUGACAACUCCCUGGCACGGAGUUCUGAUUACCUUCAUGCGGCAACGUUGCUGAUGGCAUAUGGAGUAUUGCAGGCCCACGGGCAAGUGUGGCGCAAGACUCAGGCAUACAGCGGGUACCUGGCAGCGCCGCUACACAAAAUGAGACUCAAAGAUAUUGGGUCAAACACAGGCAGCGCGGCACAAAGACUUGUCGAUUUGCAUGGUAGAGGAAACAUUGGAACUCUCGGGUUCUAUUUCUUAGUUGAUGUUCUACGCGCUAUCCAUUUCAACACGCCGCCAUCUCUUACAGCAGCCGAGCUGUCUCUACCAAUUAGCCGAGGUCACGACUUCAGGCCACUCUACAAGACUCUCGUAGUGGACCAUAAGCCCCUGCCGGUGGCGCUUUCCUCUGACGGAUAUUUGUUACUGCUCAUCGCCCUGUUAUCAGACAUUGUCUCGGCCUCUCACGGUUUUGGGAGUCUGACGGUGCACCCGUCGUUGUCACACCAACAAACUUGUCCAGAUCAACAAUCCUUCCCGACCCGCCCACCAGGUGCGGACGAACCUCUGUUUUGGAGUGACGAGCCCACUGGUGGCUCACGGAAUCCACGUGAAUCUCUUCGCCAGGAGAGCCUCAAUUCGGCCUACUGCAAUCCACUGCUUCCUUUCUCUGCAACACAGGAGUACUUCCGCAUCAAAAAGAAUUUGGAAAAGGCUCUAGACGCCUGGUCAGUCUCAGUUGGCCUUUCAGGCGGCGGAGAUGUCGCCGACAAACCUACCGUCGUUGACAGCACCAUCAUCCCAAUUCUGCACUUCUGCCGCAUGCUGUUGGAGGCCGGUCCGUCCAUUUAUCUCCUUCCAGCGGUGGUGGGUUAUACGCCAAUCGGUGUUUCCUCAGAUUCACAGGAUCCUGGUGCGAGCUUCCAGAGGAACUUGAGGUCACUCGAUGUACAAAGGGCAGGGUUUUCCUUCAACAAUGCCGUAUUGUCCAGCGCAUGGCAAAUCCUGGAAAGCAUCGAAGCAGACCAUCACCAUACCGGUGUCGAUUCUGGUCAGUCAACUAGUGUAGGUGGCAGUGGUGGUGUUGAUGGUGGUUUCGACCCAAUGUCUCGUUCUGAUUCUUCGUCGAUCACUCCUAUUUGGUAUCCUCUGAUUGUUUUCUAUGCAGCACUUGUGGUAUGGGCACGGCUGCUGGAAGAUAGCAGUAGAAAAAGUAGCGGUGGUGACGUUAUUUUUAUUGCUAGAAAGAAGGUCUUGGGCACUUUCCAGAUCGAGCUCGAACAGAUGAAGCCAACUUGGGGAUGCACGGAGAGAAUGGUGGCGAUCAUCAAAUCACUUAAAUAG